CAACAGACCGAGUUUCAUAUUUAGCACGUUGGUAUCUGUAUGUAUUAAAUAUUACAAAGUGCUGUAUAUCUUUAUUCGAAGACUCACUAUCGGAACAAUAAAAGAAAUGUUUACUCAUUGAAUGGAGUUUUUAAUGGAUACAAAAUACAAUUAUAGUACGUUUUAGUUACUAACAAUUAAUUGUAAGAUGAAGAAUCAUUGAUAAUUCUGUGUGAUAAGCAAAAACGUUGGCAACAUGCAGCUGUUGUAAGCAUCGAGCUUCCAAACAUCGAAACAAACGUGUAAGGCAAUGAUGGUCUUUCAAAAUGAUUCGGUUACUCUGAAUGAGUUAAAUAAUGAAGAAGUAAAACGACAGAUUCCACUGAUGAUUUAUCUUAUUGUUAUAAGUAUGAUCGGAAUCGUUGGAAAUUCGUUGGUAUGCUAUGUGUUUGCAAAGACUGAACGCAGGUCUACAUACCGCACCUUUGUAACGUUUGUAUCUUCGGUCGAUUUGUUUACAUGCUGUAUAUGUCUUCCGCUACAGUUUGUAAUGCAGAUACAUAAAUACAACUAUGAUAAUAAAUGGCUAUGUAAAGUUUCGCUGUUAAUGAAUACGUGGACAACGAUGACCUCUUGCUUCGUCCUACUUUGUAUUGCAUUUGACAGAUUCAGAAAGGUUUGCUUCCCUUUGAAUUGGCAGGUUUCACUUAAAGCAGCAAAAUAUAUGUGCCUGGCAUCAGUAGGUGUUGGACUGGCUUGUUCUUGGAUUUCUGCAAUUAUCUAUGACAUACAAAAAGGAAAACAUAAAGUUUAUAAUGUUACAAUUUUUCAAUGUGCAGUUACAGAUGAUAUGAAGGAAACACUAUUUCCUUUUAUUAACAAUUUAACGUUUGCCAUCUGUUUCGUUGGGGUUUUUAUCGUCACAUUCAGUUUCUACAGCUGUAUAGCAGUACGUAUAAGGCAACAGAUGAAAUGGAAACACAAAGGUAAGGACAGAAUUGGCACCGAAGAGAGUAAGGACAGAAUUGGCACCGAAGACAGUAAGGACAGAAUUGGUACCAAAGAAAAUCGCAACCGAAUACAAAUAACAACUGAAAUGUCUUAUGAAAUGACCGACGAGCAAACUGGCGUAACGCUUGAAUCUGAGCAAGAUUCAAACUUGAAUGACAGCCCGGGAAAGAGAGAUAAAGAAACAGAUGUGAAUAUAAGAAAAUUCAAAGCAAGUAAAAAUAAUCUAUGUCACACUAAGAACAGGCCAAAUCAAUACAAAACUUCUAAAAUCAUGUUUAUGGUGUCAUUAGCAGCUAUUGUCUCCUUUACACCAGUAAUUUCAUUGCUUUUGACCCGUUCAUUGGACAAAACAUUUCUAGAAUCAUUGGACAACACUCAGAGAACAGUUUAUAAUUUUUUUCUGAGGUCAUAUUUUAUCAACAGUGCCGUAAACCCGCUUAUUUAUGGAAUAUUGGAUGUUAAAUUUAGAAGCUCGUGUAAUAGGCUGUUUUCUUGUGAUCGUGCGUAAUUAUAAUUGACAUAAUCUUUAUAAUGUGCAUUGUUAGUGGCACAUUACAGAAAGUAUGUUGCAUAUGUGUAGGUUCAAUACUGAAUUUAGUGUUUGAAAUAAUAUUUGCACAAUAGGAUUGCAGUAUUUCAAAUAAACAGUCUAGUAAAUCGACUGUUAAUAAAAAAAAUAAAACACUAAGCUGGUUCAAGUUUAUUAGUACGUAUUUACAAUUUACGUCUUACCAAUUUAAUUUUGUAAUAAAUACGCACUUAUAAACUUGAACCUUCUUGAGUAACGAGUUGAAUUAAAUCAGCCAGGACAGGCUCGUGUAGCAUGCGUGUUCAAUAAAUUCAAUAAAAGUAUGGAACUGACACUUAUUCGAUAUCCUCUAUCAAUCAUAGAAUGAAUUUUUAUAGGUUGGAUCUCAAGAACUUGUAUUACCAUAUGGUAAAUUGAUAUUACAUUGAUGUACAUGUAUGUUUUACACAAAGGGCAGCCUUCGUAUGUGUAACAAUGUUUAUGUGCUAAUGUACAACGUUUGAACUGCUAAAGUAGCAUGUGCAUACAAUAAGGAAUGUUAUACUUGUAUUUCUGAUCCUUAAAGAUCGUUUAACGCGA
Messenger RNA from Ruditapes philippinarum (Manila clam), 2098 nucleotides. Its product is annotated as orexin receptor type 2-like. The record is from RefSeq and is a predicted model, not a curated record. The coding region runs from base 290 to 1498 and encodes 402 amino acids. Gene Ontology annotation, biological process: neuropeptide signaling pathway. Lineage: Eukaryota; Metazoa; Mollusca; Bivalvia; Venerida; Veneridae. Gene Ontology annotation, cellular component: membrane. The transcript has a single exon. Gene Ontology annotation, molecular function: G protein-coupled peptide receptor activity.